AUGGUCUCGUUCAACUGCGACGGCUGUGGCGACGUUGUCAAGAAGCCAAAGCUUCAGCAACACUACCAACGCUGCUAUGCACCCGUGACGUGCCUCGACUGCUCGUUGCAGUUCAACACACCCAACGAGUUUAAGAGCCACAACAGCUGCGUCAGCGAGGCCGAGAAGUACGAGAGGAGUGUUUACCGCGGUCCGAAGCAUCAAGCUCAACAGAACCAGUCUGCGAACGGCGCAAAUGGAAGUACGCCUAAGAAACCGCAGAACGGGCAGGUCAGCACACCGGCCCGUGAAGAGAAGCCUGCCCCAGCGGCCGCGACGCCAAGCAAGCAGGAGAGCGCCGAACAGGUCAACGGGAAAAGGAAGAGAAACGACGAAGAGCACGCCGCUGUAGCAACCCCAGCCGAGUCUUCCAGCUCCUCGAGGAAGGAAAAGAAGGACAAGAAGGAGAAGAAGGAAAAGAAAGAAAAGAAAGAGAAGAAAGAGAAACAGGAAAAGAAGCAGGAAGCCAUAGAGGUUGCUGACGAAGCCGAAGCAAGCGGUAGCAAGGACGAAGCGGACACGGAAGACGACGCCGAAGAACACGUCCAGGACGACCCUAUGCAAGCUGCCGCCGAGGAAGAGAAGAUCAUCAAGCCGCUCUCCGCCUCGGAACUCGAAGCGUUCAAGAAAAAGCAACGCAAGCUGGGCAUCAUCUACAUCUCUCGCAUCCCGCCCGGCAUGACUCCCGCCAAAGUGCGCCACAUCCUGUCCAACUUUGGCGAGCUCGGACGGAUCUACCUGCAAGACGGCACCAAAACGGGCGAGUCGAAAAAGAAACGUUCCGGCGUCGCGCGCUAUACCGAAGGCUGGGUCGAGUUCAUCUCGAAAAAAGUGGCCAAGGCAGCCGCCGAGAUGCUCAACGCGCAACCCAUCGGCGGGCUCGCUGCGUCGAACUCCAAGAAGUCCGGCUCGGGAGGCGGCAGCUCCAAGAUGGGCAAGAGCAGCAAACGAUUCCAGGACGACGUAUGGACCAUGAAGUAUCUCAAGGGGUUCAAGUGGCACAUGCUGUCGGAACAGAUGGCGCAGGAGAGGGCGAGUCACGCUGCUCGCCUGAGGACCGAGCUGAGCCAGUCGGCCUACGAGCAGAAGGACUACCUCAAGAAGGUCGAACGUGCGCGUGUGCAGAAGGACAAGAUGGAGAAGAGGAAGCGCAAGGCCGAAAAGCUCGGUACCGAGCUGGACGACCAAUCGGGGAUGGAGAAGAGCCGAACGUUCAAGCAGAGGAAAGUGGUGCAGAAGGACGUUCGUGACCAGGCGUAA
Messenger RNA from Sporisorium graminicola, 1299 nucleotides. RefSeq lists its product as uncharacterized. The transcript has a single exon. Gene Ontology annotation, biological process: endonucleolytic cleavage to generate mature 5'-end of SSU-rRNA from (SSU-rRNA, 5.8S rRNA, LSU-rRNA); endonucleolytic cleavage in 5'-ETS of tricistronic rRNA transcript (SSU-rRNA, 5.8S rRNA, LSU-rRNA); small-subunit processome assembly. The record is from RefSeq and is a predicted model, not a curated record. Bases 1 to 1299 code for a protein of 432 amino acids. NCBI's taxonomy places the organism in Eukaryota, Fungi, Basidiomycota, Ustilaginomycetes, Ustilaginales, Ustilaginaceae. Gene Ontology annotation, molecular function: RNA binding. Gene Ontology annotation, cellular component: nucleolus.